Molecule: messenger RNA, 1042 nt
Organism: Bactrocera neohumeralis
Lineage: Eukaryota; Metazoa; Arthropoda; Insecta; Diptera; Tephritidae
Product: alpha-ketoglutarate-dependent dioxygenase alkB homolog 4
Exons: 2
Coding region: 61-1002 (313 amino acids)
Biological process (GO): oxidative demethylation
Molecular function (GO): oxidoreductase activity; demethylase activity
Source: RefSeq, a predicted model, not a curated record
GAUAUUUAUUUGUUACACGUUUAAAUAAUACCUAAAUAAAUUAAACGCCGGUAUUGAACAAUGAAUACCAUACGUCCUUGCGGUUGCAAAGGUGUACGCACCUGCCUACAGUGCGAGAAGGAUUUUAACAUUCAAAAAUCAACACUUCUUGAACAACUCAGAGAACUUAAAGCUUUUUCAUUUUGCCCUAUAUGCGAACGGCUUUUCGAAGGUUGGAACCCAUGGGAAGUGCGUGACCAACAUCCAGAACACAACAAUCAAGAAGGAUUACCGUUUCCCGGAAUGUAUGUACAGGAGCAUUUUCUGCGUAUCAAUGAAAGUGAGGAGUUAAUGAAAAAUUUAGAUGUGUUGCCGUGGGCAAUAUCACAAAGUGGACGUCGCAAACAAAAUUUCGGACCAAAAACCAAUUUUCGUCAACGAAAGUUAAAAAAUGGUAACUUUAUUGGAUUUCCAGCAACUACACGUUUUGUACAACAGCGGCUACGUGAGGUGCCUGUAUUGAGUGACUUUCAGACAAUUGAGCAAUGCUCACUGGAGUAUGAACCAUCAAAGGGCGCAUCCAUCGAUCCACAUGUUGAUGAUUGUUGGAUAUGGGGAGAACGUGUUGUGACUGUGAAUUGCUUGGGAGAUGCUGUACUGACGCUAACCGCUUUUGAUGCCUCCAAAAAUCCUCAAAAAUAUAAUUUGGAUUUGGUAGCGCAUUAUGAAAAACAAUUACUUUUACCGUUGAUGGGAGCAGAGCAAUUGGAUUUCUAUAAGGAUAAAGUUAUACGUGUAGCUAUGCCAAAUCUCUCCCUGAUGGUAAUGUAUGGACCUGCACGCUACCAAUUCGAGCAUUCAGUACUGCGUGAGGAUGUGAAAAGCAGGCGUGUUUGUAUUGCUUAUCGUGAAUUUACGCCUAUGUAUAUUGAUGGUAAAGACAAAAUAAAAGGCGAUGAAGUAACACAGAAUGCACAUAAUUUCUGGACGGAAACAAACAAUGCAACAGUUGAAAUUAUUUAAAAAAUAAAAUCGUAAUUUAAUUUAUAGAUUCAUAAAUAAA